Schistocerca piceifrons (Central American locust) is the source of this 3688-nucleotide messenger RNA. It is a transcript of the gene Sec3, whose product is annotated as exocyst complex component 1. NCBI's taxonomy places the organism in Eukaryota, Metazoa, Arthropoda, Insecta, Orthoptera, Acrididae. Gene Ontology annotation, biological process: exocytosis; Golgi to plasma membrane transport. The transcript has 18 exons. Bases 403 to 3060 code for a protein of 885 amino acids. Gene Ontology annotation, cellular component: exocyst; plasma membrane. The record is from RefSeq and is a predicted model, not a curated record. Gene Ontology annotation, molecular function: phosphatidylinositol-4,5-bisphosphate binding.
CAAUGAGUAUGUUUGUUUGGGUUGUUGGAAAUUAAAUGUAAUAUUUAUCUGUUGCGGUGUAUAGUGGAGAGAAUUGUGGAGUUGAAUUAAUUGUGUUAUUACGAUUUUUUUUUAUUGAAGAUGAAUACGCCGGAAAGGUGUAAAAUUUAUUGACUGCUGCAAAGACGUUACUUGUCAUGAAGAACCAUGUAACAGAAGAGGAGAUAACCUUCUUUCUUGGAAUGUAGAACAAGUGACUGCUGCUUCAUCGACUGAUGAAAGACAUAAAGAAGUUGCUCCUGAUGGAACAGUCUGGAUAGAAGCAGUGCCUAAUUCACAAGAGGAGGGCCCCACCAGGGUGAAUGGCUGCAGGAUGUAAUUCCUUGGACCUUAACUGACAUCACUGUACUCCUUGGUUACAUCAUGUCAUCAGUGAGAAGAAUAUUGCAGAGGGAAUUAUUUCAGCCAAGUGAUGAACAGCUUGUGGCUGUAGUUCAUGUUAGUAAACCAAUGAAGAAGAAGAAAAUACACCUUUUAUGCAUUACAGUCUCAAAAGAAAAGCCAUUUUCUGUGACCAUUCACCAGGUUAAAAAGACAGAUAAAAAUGCUUACAAGAAGAAAAGAACCUGGCUUCUUACAGAAAUGAAGUUGUUUGAUGGGAAAAAUGUAUCUGUUGAUACACAUGAAAUGGACAUCCACUUCGACAAAGUGUACAAGUGGGUCGCAGUGAAUGUACAGGAGAGACAAGAAUUCAUAAUGUCAUUAUAUGAAAAUUAUACAAAAUACUUCCCAAAGCAACCACUGCCCUUUCAGAACAUUCCAAGAGACUACAGUCGAGCUCAAAGCAUUCAAGUUCCAAGUGAAGUUAUAGUUACAUCAGGGGGCUAUGCAGAACCAGUGGAAGCAGAGGACUAUUUAGCACUUACAGAUCGUGAGGAAACUGAUUUGGAAGUGUUGAUAUCCCAGUGCCAAUUUGGAAUCAGUAAUGCUGAAGCAUUUACAGAUAUGUUAGCAAAAGACCUCUCUGUUCUGGAUGGUGAGAAUGUGCACAGUGUAUUAGCAUCAGAAAAACAAGUUGAACAACUUAUGGAACAAAUUGAGGCUGCAAUAACAGAAGCAGAACAUGUUGAAGCUAGAUUAAAUUCGUAUGAUGAGGUCCUUUGCCAUAUAAGAGACACAAUGGAAAAAAUGGAGGAAAAGAAUUUAUUAAUAGAAGUUGCAAACCGUAAUAAUCGCAAACUACUGUCAGAGCUGGAACAAGUGAUUACUCAACUUGAUCUGCCUCAUAAGCACCAGUCAUCUUUGGUGGAUGCUGACUUAACAAGUCCUCAGGGCCUGCAGAAUGCAAUAGCAGCAGGCAAGGCUCUGCUGGCAGCAAUGAAUGCAGAAAUUCAUCCGGCCCUUGUCCGCCUCGCUUCUGUUCAAGAACAGAGGAAGAGGUUUGAAAAAUGGAAAGCAAAAUUCUCACAGACAUUGUCAAGACAUUUCAACAAUCUUUUUAUACACCUGGGCAAUGAUAUUGGUCAAACACUGAGUUUUCAUGCAAAUGAAUUGUUAUUGCCAAAACACAAUUCAGUUCAUCGAGAGCUUGAAGUAUAUACAGAAUUAAUGCACUGGUGCAAAGCCAUGGACCGUAAAGCUUAUUUAGCUUUAAGCAAAGUUUAUACAAAUUCCCUUAGCAAAUUGUAUGAAAGAGAUAUUAAACAAUUUUUUGAAGAGGCAAAACAACAGAUAUCUGGAAUGAGGGAACGAAAAGGUAAAGGCAGUGGAUCAAAUCAAGACAUCACAGGGAAGUUGAAACAGCAAGCUCAAAGUUUUGGGCCAGGGAAAACAUCAGCCCCAGUUGGACUCCUUGGAAUGGAACGUGACCAGUGGUGUAUAGAGAUAGAUCAGGCUGAACGCCAGCGGUUUGAUGAAGUACUUGAGAAAGUUUUGGCACAGUUGGAACCUGUUUGUCUUGAAGAGCAAAAUUUUUGCGUCAGCUUCUUUCAGUUGGAUGUGUUGAGCCCAUCUACUAAGAACACCCAGACAACUUUGGAUGGUCUUGGACUGGAUACUAAAAAUGACAUGGAUAGUUCUCCUCAGGUCCCUGGCGCUUUGCCCCUGAAAAAGAUGGAAAAACAGAUAAAUGAAGAAGUUCGACGUAUGAUGGGAGACCUGUUUAACUGUCUUGAACCAGAACUUAUGAACUUCAUCUCAUAUUAUGAAAAAAUUGACAGCUUCUACUGUAUGUAUGUAUUGGUACGUCUAAGUCAGCAUGUGAUGUCAGCCCAAGACACCGGAUCGUUUCUUAGUAUGACUUUUGCAUCAGCUUUGGUUCAAGUGAAAAGAAGCUUUGAUCGUUUUAUGAUGGCACAGUUGAAAUCUAUAGAGGAAGCACGUGUGAACCGUAAAAGCAAAUGUGGGAUUUUGCCAUAUGUAGAUAACUUUGAGGAGUUUGCUCAGACUGCAGAAACUAUUUUCAAGAGUACAGACAGACGUAAUGACUUAGACAAAUGGUAUCUGAAAAUAGUAUCGGCCAUGUUUGAAGCUAUUCCACGUAAUGCUGCAGAGCAUCACAAAACGCCACAAGAGGUUGUUAAAAUGGAAAAUUUUCAUCACCUGCAUGCUCUGCUGUCCCAGUUAAAAAUUGCUGUUUUAGAUGGGUUACGAAAAGAAGCAAAACAGAAGUAUAGUGAAGCUCUGAAAGCAUAUGUUACACAGUAUUUUGGAAGACCUUUGAUAAAAUUAAAUUUAUUUUUUGAUGGAGUUCAAGCUAAAGUUGCUCAAGGUGUUAAAGAAUCGGAGAUAAGUUAUCAGAUGGCUUACAGCAAACAAGAAUUGCGGAAAGUGAUAAAAGAAUACCCAGCACGAGAAGUGAAAAGGGGAAUAGAUAAUCUGUAUCGCAAAGUGGAGAAACAUCUCUGUGAGCAAGAAAAUCUUUUGCAGGUUGUCUGGAGAGCCAUGCAAGAAGAAUUCAUACAGCAGUAUAAGUAUAUAGAAGAACUUAUUCAGCGGUGUUACCCUGGCUCCAUGAUUACACUUGAUUUCACGAUACAGAAUAUUCUUGAAUUUUUUUCAGAAAUAGCUAGGUCACAUUAGUAAAUGUUCCUUCCGAAAAUGAAAAUGUGGAAGCUGUUUGUUUGAAAAAAAAUCACAAAUAGAUAGCUGUACUGUAAGAUCUUGGAAUGACCAAGAUAACACAGGUCUGCAAAAAAAUAUUUUUGGAAAGUUAUUUGAAAUUUGAUAACUGACUUUUAUGUACUUUUCAGUGCUGAUUUCAAAAAUGCAAUCGAUUUUUUCUAUCAUGUCAUGUUUUCUCGGAAAAAAGGAAGUAUUUUUGGGCAUAAUAACAAAAUUUAAGCAAUUUAUCACAUUUUUUCCAACAUUAUAAAAUUUUAUUUUAUUUAUAAAUCAUGUUCUAAACUACGUAUCCAGUACACUUCCAUUUCUCUUGUGGCUAGCAUUGCUGUCUCUGGAUCACGGGCUCCCGGGUUCGAUCCCCUGAUGGGUUGGGGAUUUUCUCUGCCCAGGGACUGGGUGUUUGUGUUGUUCUCAUCAUUUCAUCAUCAUCAACAUUCGUAAGAGAGACUCGAUUCGACUGAGUAAAAAUUGGACUGCGUAAAUAUUGGGACUUUGUACAGGCGCUGAUGACCGCGCAGUUGAGUGCCCCACAAACCAAUCUUUUUAAAUCCAUUUCUCUUUAAGCUCAUAAGUCCUUAUAAUAACA